This is a messenger RNA of Chironomus riparius, 891 nucleotides long. The record is from the annotation of a GenBank genome assembly. Lineage: Eukaryota; Metazoa; Arthropoda; Insecta; Diptera; Chironomidae.
AUGUUUAGUUGGAAGCUGCUGAUUUUAGUUUUUCUAUCAAUUCUUAAUGCAAAUUGUAGAGUCCAAAAAGCAUUAAAACCUGCAAACUUUGAAGCUGAUGUACCCAAAUUUACACCAUUUGAAGAUGAAGAAAUUUUCGGAAAUAAAGGAAGGCACUUGAAAACAACAGAAAGUUCAACAUCUCCAUCACCAUCAGCUGAGACAUUACCUAAGAAAAUUAGCAGUCGAAUUAAGAUGCCUGAAAAAUACGUAGCUGAACUCAGCAAAGUUAAAGACGUGAGAAAAAUUUCCAAUGAUUUCGGUUCAUUUGAUUUCAAAAAUUCAGACGAAGAACCGCUAAAAGAAGAAGCUCAGCAAAAUUUGAACAUUGCCGAUGAAAAAGAUUCUCAUGAUGAUGAAGAAGAAAUAAUCAAUGAGGAAAUUGAAGUAACAGAAAAUCAGAAUUCAACGCUCUUUAAAGUUGGUCAACUGUUGAAUGUUACAGUUGAUUCUGAAGAUGACACAGUGAAUGUGAAUUUAGAUCAUCGUGCUCUGCAAGAAAUAUUUACAGGUCGUGGAGAUAAAAAAUCAGGUCUUAGCAAGUUUCUUCCGCUAUUCAUUCUUCCGUUCCUCAUCCAGUCAGCAGUUUUACCAUUCAUGGUUGCCAAAAUUAAAUUACUAUUAAUGAAGUCUCUGUUUGCUGGAAAGCUUGCAAUAAUGCUCUUCCUUCUUGGAGCAUUAAAAACUCAUUCUGGAACUGGAUACUCAAAAUCUUAUGGACAAAGUGCACCAUUCUUACUCAAUCACAUUCCAACACCAUUUUGGCCAGACAAGAGAAUUCAGGAAAAUGUUCAUGAGGAUAUUGAGUAUCAAAAGAAGGCUGAACCAUUUGUGAGAAGUCUGGAUUCAUAA